GUUGGCGCGAGCGGAUCGUUUUGACUUGAAUCGUGUUGAGUUUUUUCGUAUUUGUAUUUAGUUUUCGUGGCCUAACAAUUAUCUAAAUCGUUUAAAAAUGUGGUUUAUUUUGUAUGCGUUUCUGGCAUUGCCAUUGCUUAUAUUUGCGUAUUUUGAGCUGAGUGUUGCUAAAAAGAAGCGCACGUUGAGCAAAAUAAAGGGCCCUCCCACAGUGCCGCUUCUUGGCAAUGCCCACCAAGUGGGCAAAAAUCCGGCGGAAAUUCUAAACACCUUCUUCGAAUGGUGGCACAAAUAUGAUAAGGAUAACUUUCGCAUAUGGAUAGGCUAUUAUGCCAACAUUUUGGUGACUAAUCCCAAACAUUUGGAGGUCAUAAUGAACAGCAACACGUUAAUCAAAAAAUCGGAUAUUUAUGAUAUGUUGCAUCCUUGGCUGGGCGAAGGUCUGCUCACAAGCUCCGGCAGCAAAUGGCAUAAGCACCGCAAGAUGAUAACGCCCGCCUUCCACUUUAAUAUCCUCCAAGAUUUUCACCUAGUCAUGAAUGAGAACUCAACCAAAUUCAUCAAGCGACUCAAAAAAGUUUCGGCUGGUGACAGUAUCAUAGAUUUCCAAAAUGAAACACAUUAUUUAACGUUGGACGUCAUCUGCGACACAGCGAUGGGUGUUCCUAUUAAUGCCAUAGAACAACGUGACACAGUAGAGGUUGUAAAGGCUUUCAAAGAUAUGUGUUACAACUUGAACAUGCGGGCAUUCCACCCCUUCAAGCGUUCAGAGCUGCUUUAUCGCCUAGCUCCAGAUUAUCCCGCCAAUGCGAAGACCCUGAAAAUUUUACAAGACUUCACCAAUGAUAUAAUCGAGAAGCGUAUUGAGGCUCAUCGCACGGGUAUCGCCAAGAAGACGGAAGACAACGAAUUCUCCCGUAAGAAGAUGGCUUUUCUGGAUACCCUUCUUUCGUCUACCAUUGAUGGACGUCCUUUGAAUCAGCAGGAGAUAUACGACGAGGUCUCCACAUUUAUGUUCGAGGGACACGACACGACGACGUCGGGCGUGGCAUUUGCUGGCUACUUACUAUCCAGGUUUCCGGAGGAACAGCGUAAGCUUUUUGAGGAACAGCGAGCUGUCAUGGGCAAUGAGAUGCAUCGGGAUGCCACAUUCCAGGAAAUAGCAGAGAUGAAAUACUUGGACUUGUUCAUUAAGGAGGCGCAGAGAGUCUAUCCCAGUGUUCCCUUCAUCGGUCGAUACACUGAGAAAGAUUAUGUGAUACACGGCACCACAAUGCCUAAAGGCACUACUCUAAAUCUAGCACUUAUUAUUCUGGGCUAUGACGAUCGCACUUUUAAGGAACCACAUCGGUUCUAUCCGGAACGAUUCGAGGUGGAUAAACCUGGACCCUUCGAGUAUUUGCCCUUUAGCGCAGGUCCACGUAACUGCAUUGGACAAAAGUUUGCACUGUUGGAGAUCAAGACUGUGGUAUCGAAGCUUGUGCGCACCUUCGAAAUAUUGCCAGCAGUGGAUGAGCUUGUUUCCAAGGAUGGCUAUCUUAACACUUAUGUGGGUCUGCCCAAGGCGGAAAAAGAAAAGAAGGAGAGCCAAGGUCACAAAUACGAUCCCAUCUUGUCGGCUGUAUUGACCUUAAAAUCAGAGAAUGGUCUUCAUCUCCGCUUGCGUGAAAGAAAAUAGUCUCGCAGGCUUUGUUAUAUGUUAUAUCAUAAUACGAUUUAUUAUCAUUUAAUGUUGUGAAA
Messenger RNA from Drosophila novamexicana, 1740 nucleotides. Its product is annotated as cytochrome P450 4e5, mitochondrial-like. The coding region runs from base 98 to 1678 and encodes 526 amino acids. Gene Ontology annotation, molecular function: iron ion binding; heme binding; oxidoreductase activity, acting on paired donors, with incorporation or reduction of molecular oxygen. The transcript is spliced from 6 exons. The record is from RefSeq and is a predicted model, not a curated record. NCBI's taxonomy places the organism in Eukaryota, Metazoa, Arthropoda, Insecta, Diptera, Drosophilidae.